GCGCUUUAUAGACCAAGUGCGAAGUCUCUCGAUUAAGAAACAAAAUGAUCUUGAAUGUUGUUCAAGAUAUGUUUUUCCAGACCCCCCAAAAUAGCAUUUUAUGGUAGAAAGUUAGGAAUCAUUGCCAACCUAAUUAGAAAUCAAAAGAAAUGGGACGGUCAAGCAAAGACAAGCGGGAUGUUUACUACAGACUGGCUAAAGAAGAGGGUUGGAGAGCGAGGAGUGCGUUCAAACUACUGCAAAUAAAUGAAGAUUAUAGUUUAUUUAAUGGUGUGAACAAAGUUGUAGAUUUAUGUGCAGCUCCAGGAAGUUGGAGUCAAGUUUUGGCAAAGAAGCUAAUAGAAGAGAAAGACAAACCAGAAGAUGUUAAAAUUGUAGCUGUAGAUCUGCAGGCUAUGGCACCAAUCACUGGUGUCAUUCAAAUUCAAGGGGACAUAACCAAGAAAUCAACAGCUCAGAAAAUAAUAUCCCAUUUUGAAGGUGAUUACGCAGACCUUGUGGUCUGUGAUGGAGCUCCUGAUGUGACAGGGUUACAUGAUAUAGAUGAGUAUAUACAGGCUCAAUUAUUACUAGCAGCCCUAAAUAUAACAACACAUUGUCUGAAGAAAGGUGGAAACUUUGUUGCAAAGAUUUUUAGAGGAAAAGAUGUCACAUUACUAUAUUCACAACUGAAAAUAUUCUUCCCACUGGUCUCAAUCUUUAAACCAAGAAGUAGCAGAAAUUCUAGCAUAGAGGCCUUUGUUGUGUGUCAGAAUUAUUGUCCACCAGAUGGCUAUGUACCCAACAUGUCUAAUCCACUGUUAGAUCAUCAAUAUGAUGUGGACUUUAACAAUUUAGAAGGACCUAACAGAAUAAUUGUACCAUUCUUAGCUUGUGGAGAUCUGAGUGGAUUUGAUUCAGAUCGUACAUAUCCCCUAGAGCUUGAACCUGGUAAAGAAUAUGUGUAUCAUCCCCCAACACAAAGUCCAAUUCAUCCUCCCUAUGAGGAGGCAUGUAAACUGAAAAAGAGUGAUCAGCUAUCUAAACCAUCAGAUGGGGAACAUUUGAGGGACAUUGGAGCAGCAAAUCAAAGAGGCACUACAGGGGUGACAGGCAGUGGUGAUGUGAAAGACAAUCAAGUGACUCCUGAUAUUGGUGUAGACAAUGAAUCAAAGAGUCAUCUUUGUAGUGAUUUGAAUAAUUUAACAUUAAAAGGAGAUAAAAUAAGAACAGUGAUUGCAGAUGAUAUUUACAUGGAGAAAAAUUAUAUCAGUAAUGGUUAAAAAUAAAAGAA
Molecule: messenger RNA, 1273 nt
Organism: Mytilus trossulus (common blue mussel)
Lineage: Eukaryota; Metazoa; Mollusca; Bivalvia; Mytilida; Mytilidae
Product: tRNA (cytidine(32)/guanosine(34)-2'-O)-methyltransferase-like
Exons: 11
Coding region: 150-1262 (370 amino acids)
Biological process (GO): cytoplasmic translation; tRNA methylation
Cellular component (GO): cytoplasm
Molecular function (GO): tRNA methyltransferase activity
Source: RefSeq, a predicted model, not a curated record